AUGGCGACGGCUGCGGUCACCCAGGCCAAGAACUCUGACUCACGGCGUGGGGGUUUUUCCCCGGCCCAAUGGGUCCUGGGGAGGCAGACCAGACUUCCGGCAACCCUCUGUGAUGAUGAUGAGGUCGGCAGACUUGGUGCACAAGCUUUGGCGGCCACGCCUGGAACAAAGAUGUUUCGGAAGACUCAGUUGAGGAUGGCGGCAAGGGAGGCCUUUGCACAGGCUUCCAAUUCGGACGCCCUUAGAAGAGCCGAGCUGCGGAAGAUCCGCCCCAGCCGGGGCCCUUUUCCCAUUGGCUCCUAUGUCUUCUACUUCGAUGCUGCGGAGAAAGAACCUGGGCCAAAUUGCUGGCGAGGCAUUGCCCGAGUCGUGGGUCGAGAAGGAUCCAGAACGAUUUGGGUGUCACACCGUGGCAUUCUCAUAGCAGUGAGCCCGGAGCACUUGUCGCGAGCUUACGAUCCAGAGGUUGAAUCCUGGAUGGCCGUGAACCAGGAGUUGGAGUUGGUGGACACGGUCCCCGUGGCCGGGGGCACUGGCUUCAUCGACUUGCGGAAGGCACCGCUCCCUGAACUUCCGGAUCUGCCCGAAGGAGACCUACAGCUCCCACAAGGUGACGACCGGGAAGAUCCAGAACAGCUGCCUGACGGUCGAGAGCGAGGAUCCGGGAGCUCGCGUUCUUUGAUGGCCCGGGAGGAGUCCGAAAGGGAUGCGAGCCGUGCCCGGAAGUCAUCCGAAUUCUUUGUCUCGCAGGAGAAGCGGCGAAAGAAGAAGCGCGAGGAGCGUAAGGCCGAGCUAGCAGCCGGAAGUGACAUGAAUCCGAUAGACACUCCUGUCGACCCGGGUGGCGGCGUCGACCUGGACCUAGAGGAGGAGGAGUUCGGCCCAGAGCUCCAUGAUUACCACCAGGCAGCUCCAAGGAGACAGCUGACCCCAGUCGUCGAAGAUCCGGCAGCGGAGGCGGCAGAGCGGGAAGCAAAGUGGCUAAAGGUGUCCUCGUCAGCCGACUAUGCCGAGACCUUCAGCGCCUCCCUGGCAGCAGAGUCGGACGACUAUGUGACCAACAAGGCGGCCGAGCACUAUGAGAGGCACGAGUUUGCGUACCAGACGCUUGGCAUAGACCGGUCCGAUUUCCUCUUUGGAGUGCGGCGAAAUGUCUUCUCGGACAAGUACGAGGCUUUGGCUGCACAAGGGCAAGCAAGUGGCGAGGCGGUCAAGAAGAAGGCGCGUAAGGAGAUCAAGUUGGCCGAGCUGGGCCAGGAGACCCAGCGACUCUUCACCGCCCCUGGAGGUUCCGACGAACGAGAGUGGGGAGCUUGGAAGAGCAAGGAGGCUUGCGAGGUGCUGAGUCUCCGGGAGAGCCAACGCAUCCGACAGGAGAAGCCCGACUUGGGGUUCAAAGACAAGUCCCUGGGUUACUACAGGAGAGAUGCCCCAACAGCUUCGGCGGUAGCCGAGAGCGUCUGCCUCGCUGUUUGUGCAAGCUUCAAGUUCACGCUUUUGGCAAAGGACAUCAAGAAUGCUUACUUUAGUGGCAAGAACGUUGGCAGAGAAAUUUACCUCGACCAACCUCGAGGUGGCUUGCCAGGAUUGGAGAAGGGACAACUUCUUCGAGCCAAGAAGGCAAUCUACGGAUUUGCCGAGGCGGCCCGCCUCUUUUGGCUGGCCUUGAAGGAGCACCUCGAGAGCGAUGGCUGGCAAGAAUCCAAGUUGGAACCCGCUUUAUUUUAUCUUCGCAAAGCCAAUCGUUUGCUGGGAAUCCUCAUAACCCAUGUAGACGAUCUUGAGGGCGGUGUGGUUCCCAACCUGUUGGAUUCCGCCUUUCAGAGGUCCGCCCUGGCUUUAGAGUUCGCGACCAACCAUGUUCAUGAGUUUAUCUUCCGUGGUCGUGAGGUCAAGCAGCACCCCGGCAGUGGUCACGUGGACGUCACCAUGAAGAACUACGCCUUGAGCAUGAAGCCGGUCCGAAUGGAUAGCAUCCGACGCAAGCAGCUGAUGUCGGAGCUGGAGCCGGAGGAGAAGGAAAGGUUCCAGAGUCAUGCUGGCGAAUUGGGGUGGCUUGCCCGUCAGUUACACUGUGACUUGGCGUACGAGAACGGCGUCAUCCAGCGAUGCAAGGCCGACGUCUGCGUGGCAGAUAUGCUGAAGUUAAAACAGUAUAUCGGACAAGCCCGAAGAGGUGCAGAUUUUCGGAUGCGCUUUUGGGGAGAUGUGGACUUGCACGAGGCUGUCAUAGUCCACUUAGCCGAUUCCGGCCACGCCAAUGGCACGCCCGACCAUAAGGAAGAGAUGAAGUACAAGAGCGUUGGUGGAUACUUCAUCAUGGCCGCGAACCCGCAGAUUUUGGAUGGAGCCGAGGUCCGUGCCAACAUCCUGGCGUUCCACUCUUCGCAGACGAAGCGAGUCUGCCGUUCGACUUUGGCAGCGGAAGCUAGCCACUUGGCGGAAUCUGUUGAGGCCGGCGACUGGAUCAUCGUCUUGUUGGAGGAAGCUUUGACUGGUGAGGUGGAUCUUCGCGGAUGGCCAGCUGUCAUCGAGAAGCGCAAGAGAGUGUAUGUUACCGACGCCAAGUCGGUGUACGACUACCUGCAGCGCGAUGCCACAAGUACUUCAAGCGACAAGAGGAUGGCGAUAGAGGGGGCCCUCCUUCGUGAAACGGUCCGAAAGGAUAACGCUUUCACGAGAUGGAUCGACGGCCAGCAGAACAUCGCCAAUGUCCUGACAAAGGCCAAUGCCGAGAAGGAUACCCUUCGCACCUUCCUGCGGACGGGGCUACUGAGCCUAACUCAGACGGAAGCCAACCAGAAGCUCAAGGAGAAGAAGCAGCUGGAAAGGCAGAGCCGUCGGAGAGCAAAGCACGAGAACCAGCAGGGCAAGGAGGCAGCUUCGAAGGAGAGACGAGCGAAAGCAGCAGCUGAAGUG
This is a messenger RNA of Symbiodinium pilosum, 2919 nucleotides long. The record is from the annotation of a GenBank genome assembly. NCBI's taxonomy places the organism in Eukaryota, Dinophyceae, Suessiales, Symbiodiniaceae.